AUGGUUUUUUUACAGUAGCAAAUGAUACUUGUUUUUUUAUAAAAUAUUUAUAAUUAAACAGUUUAGUAAAAGUUCCUUAACUUGAUUAAAAUAAUAAUAUUUUUAAUGAUGAAAAUAAUAUUGGAUUUACUUAUUUUUACACUUAUUAUGAAAAUAUUAAAUAAUAUACAGAUUUUUUCACUCAUGAGACUUUAUAAUUAGGAGUAGAUAAAUUAGUAAUUGAAAUGGAGGAAAUUUAAUUUUAAAUAAAACAUAAAUUUUAAUAAAAUGUACCUGAUUUAAGAGGAAAGACUUUCUUUAUGUAAAUGA
Molecule: messenger RNA, 309 nt
Organism: Ichthyophthirius multifiliis
Lineage: Eukaryota; Ciliophora; Oligohymenophorea; Hymenostomatida
Exons: 1
Source: RefSeq, a predicted model, not a curated record